Messenger RNA from Armigeres subalbatus, 1267 nucleotides. RefSeq names its product ammonium transporter Rh type B-like. Gene Ontology annotation, biological process: ammonium transmembrane transport; ammonium homeostasis. Lineage: Eukaryota; Metazoa; Arthropoda; Insecta; Diptera; Culicidae. Gene Ontology annotation, molecular function: ammonium channel activity. The record is from RefSeq and is a predicted model, not a curated record. The annotation marks the transcript as partial. The transcript is spliced from 4 exons. Gene Ontology annotation, cellular component: plasma membrane.
AAUCCCAUUUAUUUUCUAUCUUUCCCAGACUUCCAGGAUAUCCAUGUGAUGAUCUUCAUCGGUUUCGGAUUCCUGAUGACGUUUCUCAAGCGUUACGGCUUCAGUGCAACGGGACUGAAUCUUCUGGUCGCGGCCGUCGCAAUCCAGCUGGCCCUGAUCAUGCGCGGAUGUUACGCAAUGAAAGACGGAAAGAUUCCGAUAUCGUUGGAUAGUCUUAUCGGUGCGGACAUCGCAGCCGCUUCCGUCCUGAUCAGCAUGGGUGCACUGCUAGGGAGAACAACACCGAUGCAGCUGCUGGUGAUGACUGUUUUCGAAAUGACAAUCUUCGCUGCGAAUGAGUUCCUGCAGGUCGAAUUGAUGCGGAUUUCCGAUGUUGGGGGGUCGAUUACGGUUCACGCUUUCGGAGCCUACUUCGGUCUAGCGGUUAGCUUUAUCUUGAGGCCCAGCAAAGAGAACGCCAAAACUGGACCUAUGGAAAGUUCAUCGUAUAGUUCGGACAUCACGGCCAUGAUUGGAACGAUCUUUUUGUGGAUCUUCUGGCCCAGCUUCAACUCCGCUCUGGUCGAUGGAGCUGAUCAAGAACGAGCGAUUAUUAAUACUUAUUUGUCACUGGCAGGUGCUACUGUAGCAACAUUUAUAUUAUCGGCUAUGGUGUCUCACGAUAAAAAGUUAGAAAUGGUUCAUGUACAAAACUCAACCUUAGCUGGGGGUGUAGCUGUUGGGUCAGUCUGUAAUCUACUAAUCCAACCAUUUGGAGCUGUAUUGGUGGGAAUUACUGCUGGAGUGAUCUCAGUUCUUGGAUAUCGAAUUUUGACGCCAGCUUUGUUGUCCAAAUUUCGUAUCUCCGAUACUUGUGGAGUUAACAAUUUGCACGGCAUGCCCGCACUAUUGUCUGCCUUAUACUCUGCGCUUUAUGCUUCCGUUGCAACCCCAGAAGACUACGGAAAUACAUUGACCAGUAUAUUCCCAGCAAUGAAAUUAAAUUCUACACUGACUGAAGAGGAUUUGCAUGAAUAUAUUAUUGGAGGAUACAAUCGAAGUGCUAUUAUGCAAGGAGUUUAUCAAUUAUUGGCCAUUUCACUUACAGUGAUAAUCGCUAUUAUCGGAGGACUUUUGACAGGAUUAGUCCUGAAGUCAUCGAGUAUGCGUCAAUUAGAAAUGAAUGAGCAUCAUAAGGAUGAUGUCUACUGGGAAACACCCGCUGAAUCAGACACAAUGGUGGACAUUAACUCUAGUUAAGGUUAUGUUACAACAGGAUAUCCCAACA